Molecule: messenger RNA, 8080 nt
Organism: Episyrphus balteatus (marmalade hoverfly)
Lineage: Eukaryota; Metazoa; Arthropoda; Insecta; Diptera; Syrphidae
Product: dnaJ homolog subfamily C member 13-like
Exons: 29
Coding region: 663-7880 (2405 amino acids)
Biological process (GO): receptor-mediated endocytosis; endosome organization; regulation of early endosome to late endosome transport
Cellular component (GO): endosome membrane
Source: RefSeq, a predicted model, not a curated record
CUCAAAUGAUUUUCUGUGUAGUGGACGACAAAAAAAUAUCCAAUAAGAUUAAAUUAUAAUCAAAUUUCUUACAUAAAUUUAUUAAAAUCAUCAAAUAUAACAUUUGUUAAAUGUAAAUAACAAUUUGCAUUGUUGAAUUUUAUCCAAAAACAUAGUCAAUUUAUCAAUUGAAAAAAAAUCUUGUCGGUUCUCCUCAAUUCGGUAUUUUUUUCAGUCGUGACGUUUCCUCCCCUUUUUUUUCUGAUUUCGUUGUAUUUUUUUUUCUUGUUCACCGUUUUUCAGAGGAGAUUUCUUUCAUUUUUUGCAACAACAAAGAAGAAGCGCUCAUCAAAAAAAAAAAAAAAAUUGAUGGUGCCAUUCGGGAGCCUCUAUUAAUCAUCUCUUUCAAUUAUUUUUGAACAAUAAAUUCUUUUGAAAAUAUUUUUGUUUAAUCAUAAAGUGAAGAAAUCACACAAUUUUCUGUGUGGUUAUCAUUAUCAACACGAAAAAAACGAAGACACAGAUUGUUGAUUUUGUCUUGAUCUUUUUUUUUGUGUGAAGAAGAACGCAAAGCGAACGUGGGUCUCUUUUUUGGGUGGUGGUAUAUUCAAUUUAAUCGAGUCGACAAGUUCUAUGUUGCCAACAAAAUUUGCGAUUAGCAAAACCGUACAGGAACUAACAAAAUGGUUCCAUUGAAAGACAACAUCGAUUUGGAGUGUUUUUUGGUAACAAAACACUCGUGGAAAGGCAAAUACAAACGUAUUUUGUCCAUUGGAACUGCUGGUGUCUCCACUUACAAUCCGGACAAGUUUGAUUUGACCAAUCGUUGGUCAUAUUCUGAUAUUGUUGCUGCAGUUCCCAAUAAAGCAUCAAGUAUACCCAAUGAAUUUGUGUUGACAAUAAAGAAAGAUAAAAAGCUUGACACAAUUAAACUAUCAUCAGAAUAUAGGAAUGAUAUUUUGAGUUCAAUAUUGAAAAAUUACAAGGAAUUUGCUGAAAAGCCAAAAAAUGUUCAAAGAUUCCAAGCAUACAAGUAUCAUUGGUCAGGUAUUAGUUUGCCGGCAAUGUUGGAAGUUACGCCAUGUUCGUUGGAUCAAUUGGACCCAACGACCAAUGAAGUAUUGGCAAGCUAUAUGUACAAAGACAUUGAGGGAAUCAUAGCAGGCAUACAGGACUAUGAGGGCGGCAUUGUUAUGGCCUAUGGUGGCUUUUCACGUUUACAUCUAUUCAAAGCUUUAAAUCAUCAUGAAAUUGUUCAAAAUAUUGCCCAAAGAUCAGCACAAUUUUUGGGUAUCGAUACGAAAAUAUUAAAAAGUCAAAUAACUUUGGAACAAUUUGAACGACAAAGAUUUGGAAAAUAUAGUGGAGAUCAAUUCCAGACAUCAAUGACUGAAUUUACAGUUCAAAAAGUUACUCCACGCCAUCCAGAACCAGUGAAACGAAUCUUAUGUUUAACAGAGACUACAAUACUUGAACGUGAUCCACAGACUUAUAGUGUCUGCACCCUCCGACCACUUGUUGAUGUAUUCGCCCUAAUCCGAGACAAAGACAAUAUUCAACAAUUCUGUAUCGAGUAUAAAAAUGGCGUUGUCCGCAAAUAUAUCACAAACGAUAGAGACUCCUUGCUAGCCACAGUAUUGGAUGCGGUCCGUUCGAGUGGUAAUCAAGAUGUACACGUUCGUAUUACAAACACUCCGCGAGGCAAGCGUUUUGUUCCCCUCAAUAGUUGUGUAGAUGAAGAGACUGAAGCGAAUCUCCUUCGUUUAGUGAUAAAUAAUUUCCAAAAUCCCUCACGUAGAUAUGAGAUUUUGGAGAAAUUCAACGCCAACAUUCCUCAUAGUGGUCUGAAGUAUAGUGUCACACAAGACAGUUUAUUUGCAGAAAACAAGGAGAAACUGAUUCUAAGUGCUUUGCAGGCUUUAGCACAAAAAGAAUUAGACAAUCCAACAGCUCAACUAACGAAUUUGGAAUUAGAAGCUAUAUUCCAUGCUUUGACAAGACUUCUGGCAAGCAAAGUUGGUUAUGCUGCAUUCACAAACCUUGCGGGCUUCCGAGAAAUAAUUGGCACAAAAAUUGUGGCAUCAUUGCGUCGCAAGGACUUGGCUGUCACUUAUUCAGCCAUCGAUAUGAUAAACUCACUGAUGCAUUCAAUGAAUGCUGAUCAUGACUUGAAGCAGGAACAAAUGAAUAAAUCAUCGAUUCUCUCGUCUAAGGGUUUUCUUGAGACUUUAUUAAAUAUGUGGACUAAUCAUGUCAGUCAUGGAAGCGGUGCUCUUGUCUUGUCGGCGAUGUUGGAUUUUCUUACUUUUGCUUUGUGCGUACCAUACAGCGAAACAACUGAUGGCAAACAGUUUGAUAUGCUUCUAGAGUUGGUUGCCGAACGGGGAAGGUAUUUAUACAAACUAUUCCAACAUCCAUCUUUGGCAAUUGUCAAAGGAGCUGGAUUGGUAUUGCGUGCCAUCAUCGAGGAAGGAGAAGUACCAGUUGCCAAGCAAAUGCAAACUCUUGCCUUGGAUGAGGCAGCAUUGUGUCGUCACUUAUUGGUGGCUUUGUAUACACCAUCUAAUGAUCCCACCUUGGCUACUCAUCGACAGUUGUCUCGUCAUCUAAUUGGAUUGUGGAUAACUGAUAAUGAUGAGGCAAUGGAGUUGUUUAAGAGAGUAUUUCCUGCUGGUUUAUUAAUGUUUCUUGAAAGUGAAGAUGCAGUUCCACAGACUGAUGUUGAAGAAGAUAAAUUAAAUUUUCGUGAUAAUCUCAAAUUUGCAAUUCAACAUUCCAAUAAAACUAAGAAAAAUGUGAUUGGAAAGCAUUUAGAGGGUAUUAAGCAUUGGGGAUUAAAUCUGCUCGAUCAUCAAGAGAAUCAUGCACAAGCUUUAAAAAAUCGCCCAGUUGUGUUGCGUAAUCGUAGACAGAAAAAGAAAACUGGAGAUUCUAUUGUUAAUUUGCCUUAUUUCUUUUAUAAUUUUGCUAGAGAUCAUAGUUUACCAAAUUUAAUUUGGAAUCAUAAGACAAGAGAAGAACUGAGAAUGUGUUUGGAGAAUGAAUUAAGACAAUUUAUAAAUGAUCGUGAUUUAGCUGGAACUUUGAUUGUUGCAUGGAAUUAUCAAGAAUUUGAAGUUCAAUAUCAGUGUUUGGCAGAUGAAAUACAAAUUGGAGAUUAUUAUAUUCGAUUAAUUUUGGAAAAAGACGAUUGGCCACAGAAUCUUGUUAAAGAUCCAGUGGAAUUAUUCAAUGCUCUCUAUCGUCGAGUUCUGUGUCGUAAUCGCGUCAAUGAUGAUCAGUUAACAGUAACAUCACUACAGGCAUUGGCUAAAGUGUACAAACGUUAUCACCAAGAAAUUGGAAAAUUCAGUGACAUGACAUACAUUUUGCAACUCAUUGACAGGUGUUUAUCACCAUCCUUACGGGACGCUCUCAUCGGCUUAGUAUCAUGUUUGGUAUUGGAAAAAUCAAAUUGUCGUGCACUUGUUGACCAUGUGCAAUGCCUUGUCGAUUUAAUAACUUUGGCUCAUCUGCACAAAGGACGAGCCCAACCUAAUACAAAAACCAAUGUCAUUGAGGCUGGUCCCAAUAUGCAUGCGUAUGAAGAAAAAGAUUGGUAUUAUAAUAUUGAAAAAGAUGGCAUGAAACCUGAACGUCAAGGGCCAAUCACAUAUUCAGAAUUGAAAGAACUCUGGAUUAAAGGUGGAAUUACACCAAAAACCCGUUGUUGGGCUAUUGGUAUGGAUGGAUGGCGUUCACUUCAACAAAUUCCUCAACUCAAAUGGUGCCUUAUCGCUAAAGGAAGUCCAAUCCUUAACGAAACCGAAUUGGCCUCAACUGUACUUGAUGUCUUAAUCAAAUGUACUAGUUUCUUCCCAAGUCGAACACAAAAUGGAGCUGCUGUUCUUAUUCCUGGUCCUAAACUAUCGAGGAAACUAUCUGAAUUUAUAUGUUUACCGCACAUAGUGCAGGUUUGUUUGACUCAUGAUCCUGGACUUCUGGAGAGAGUUGCUACUUUACUUUGUCAAAUUAUGGAAGACAACCCAGAGAUGCCAAAGGUCUAUCUAACUGGUGUAUUUUACUUUAUGUUGAUGUACACUGGAAGCAAUAUUCUUCCCAUAACCAAGUUCCUUAAAAUGACUCACAUGAAACAAGGCUUCCGAAGUGAAGAGACUUCACAAUCUGGAAUAAUGCACCGCAGCAUUCUUGGUCAGCUUCUUCCCGAAGCAAUGGUCUGUUUCCUGGAAAACUAUAGCGCUGAAAAGUUUGCUGAAAUAUUCCUCGGUGAAUUCGAUACACCCGAAGUAAUUUGGAGCUCAGAAAUGCGACGUUUGUUAAUUGAAAAAAUCUCGGCACACAUUGCAGACUUUACACCUCGACUAAGAGGCCACACAAUGGCUAGAUAUCCUUACUUAGCAAUCCCAGUUAUAAGCUAUCCCCAGCUAGAGAAUGAACUCUUUUGUCAUAUUUACUAUUUAAGACAUUUAUGUGACAUACAAAAGUUCCCUAAUUGGCCAAUUUCAGACCCAGUGCAAUUGUUGAAGCAUACGUUAGAUGCAUGGCGGAAGGAAGUGGAAAAGAAACCACCACAAAUGACAAUUCAACAGGCUUAUGCCGAUUUGGGAAUUGAUGUGACAAAGAAUGCUAGACCAGACGAGUCUUUGAUUAGAAAGAGCUAUUACCGCUUGGCUCAGAUGUAUCAUCCGGAUAAGAAUCCCAAUGGAAGAGAAAUCUUUGAAAAAGUCAAUCAAGCUUAUGAAUUCUUAUGCUCUCGUUCAGUAUUGAGUAGUGGUGGGCCAGAUCCCAAGAAUAUUGUGCUAAUUCUGAGAACUCAGAGUAUACUUUUUGAUAGAUACCCAGAUGUGCUGAGACCUUACAAGUAUGCUGGCUAUCCCCAACUAAUCAAGACAAUCCGUCUAGAAACCAAGGAUGAUCAGUUAUUCUCGAAGGAAUGCGAAUUGCUAACAGCUUCAUCAGAACUCUGCUAUCAUACAGUUCAUUGCUCUGCUUUGAAUGCCGAAGAAUUGCGUCGUGAAGAAGGUAUCGAGGCACUUCUUGAAGCUUACACACGUUGUGUGUCCAUAAUGGGUGUUGAUUCGAAACCAGAAUCACUUCAUUAUCAAGUCAUUUCGAAUGUGACCAAGUGUUUUGAGGUUGCAUGCAAGUUUGAGAAUUGUAAGCAAAAGAUCAUUACACUACCCCAGCUUUUGUCGGAUGUCUGUCGAGUUGUGUAUUUCAAACACACACUGUCUGUUAGUCUUGUGACAAAUUUAGCAGCAAAUAAUUAUGAAUUGCAGUGCAAUUUGGUGCGCAAUGGUGUUCUAUGGUCAUUGCUUCUAUUCUGCUUUGAAUACGAUUACACUCUUGAUGAGAGUGGUGUUGAAGCUAGUGAUAAAACAAAUCAACAACAAGUUGCAAAUAAUUUGGCCAAAAUGGCUGUAUUGGCAUGUAUAGCUUUAGCUGGCUAUGGCCUAGAUGCUAUUGAACCUAGGAAGCAAAAUAGUACUGAACAGCAAUCGACACCACCUCCGCCGACAGCGACGACGACCACAUCAACAUCAACAGUGGUCGCAACUACAUCAAAAGCAUCAUCACCAUCGUCAUCGUACACACAAAAUGCUCAUAAUGUGAUUGCCUCUAAGCAAUUGACUCUAAAUGACCCAAGUACGUCAUCGUCAGCAAUUGCGAAACAAGAUUCAAUUGAUAAGAAAUCUUUGCAUGAAAACGAUGCUGGCUCACCGAUUGAAAGAGAAAAAGAGAAUGUUGUUAAUAAACAGAAAUAUGUGAUAAAUAGUGAGGCGAAGAAUGUUAUAGUUAAACAAAUACUCGAUAGGCUACUGACGGCUUAUAUUGCCAAUAAAUUGGCUAAAGAGAGAGCAAGUGAUGUUUUGAAAAUACUAACAUCAAAUACAAGAAACCCAUAUUUGAUAUGGGACAAUGGAACUCGAGCGCAACUUAUGGACUUUUUAGAACAACAGCGCACACAUUCUACUAAGGAAACUUAUGAGGAUAUUGCAGUGGUGCAUGAUGUAGCAAAAGAAUUUGAAUUUGAUGCUCACAAAAACGAGCUUCAAAUUGGUGGUGUCUUCAUUCGAAUCUACAAUGAAAUGCCAACUUAUCCUAUUAUCAAUCCAAAAUCCUUCAUCAUUGAUCUUCUGGAAUACCUAAAGCAAACAUUUAAAUUCCUGAAUGCCAUUAAAACCAAACAUAAUCCCCAAGUAAUAACCCACACUCUCGAUGGCAUUCUUCAACCAACUCUUGCCCCCAACCAUCCCCAACUGCAACAAGAAAAAAAAGGCACAACCAUCGAUGAUGUCCUCAACGCAUACAAUCGAUCAAAACAUCGCAAAAAGAUCGAAACCAAUACCAUCGAUGAACAAGCGCAAACCAAGUACAAAUAUAAUUUCGAAGAGGAUAAAAAUAUCGAAGCACAUACAAUAAUGGUUUUGCGAGCACUAAUAUCUGUGAUAAAAACCAAUGCCGAAGUAGAUAUCCAGUGUAUUGGUCAUUUUGAUAUGAUUUUUGGAUUUUUGGCUAAUAAUAUCUUUAGUGAUAACACUUUGGUGAAGACAGUUGCUCUAGAGGUUGUCGCUUUAGUCUCACGCAACAAAGAAUGUGUAAGUGAGAUUGCUGCUUGUGAAAUUCUAGGCAAUUUCUUAGUGGCACUUCGUGAUCCCGAUCUACGUGCAAGUCAAGUUAAAGUACUUGAAACUCUCUCUGGCCUUAUGAAUGUACAGGAAAUGAUUAAGGAAGCCCAAAAUAAAGGCGCCGUCAUCUACCUCCUUGAUAUGUUCUGCAAUUCAAGAAAUCCACAAAUUCGUGAACUUUGUGCUGAAAUAAUGUCAAAAAUGACUGCUGAUCGAUUAAGUGGACCAAAGGUUCGCAUAACAAUAUGUAAAUUCCUACCGCCACUUUUUGUUGAUGCAAUGAUCGAAUCACCACAAACUUCUGUCCAAUUGUUCGAAUCUAUUCAUGAACAUCCCGAACUGAUAUGGAAUGAUACAACUCGGAGUCGAGUUUGUGAUGCUGUCGGCGAUAUGUGUGGAGGAUUCUAUAAAUCUCAAAAAGUCAAUUCAAAGAUUCUUUGGAAGGAUCCAGAAAUUCUUAAAGACAUUGUUACAAAUGAAGUUGUUGUGGCUGGUGUUUAUUUGCGACUUUUUGUUAGUAAUCCUGCGUGGACACUGCGCAAACCAAAGCAAUUUUUAUCUGAUUUAUUAGAUUUUGUUGUUGAUCAAAUAAGUAAAAGCUCCUCAGAGAAAGACGUUCUUGAUCUCUCAACAACCGCCCUUGUUGAACUCCUACGAUCUCAACCCAAUUUAGCAGAUGAAAUUCCAGUUCUUGGCCAUAUACCAAAACUGUUUAAUUUGCUAACCGUUCAACCAAAAAAUACGUUAUCAGUAUUGCAUCAACUUUCAUUAUCAGAGUUCUGUGUGAGUGCAGUUUCUCAAACGGAAUGUAUACUGCCACUUAAAAAGUGCAUGGAAUACCACAGGGAUUGCAUUGAAAAGGCAUGCGAGACUUUAAGUCGCCUUUUCAAGUAUCAACAUGAUUCCUUAAUAAGUCAAUCAUUGGAAGUAAGUUUGAUUCCUUUCCUACUAACCCUACUCGAAAGCCGUUUAGAAUUUAUCGACAAUCCAUCGACUGUCAAAGCUCAAAUAGUCGCUGCACUAAAAGGGAUGACACAUAAUUUAAAUUACGGUGAUCGUGUUACACAACUUCUUCUAAAACAUCCUGUCUGGUCAGAGUUCAAAGAUCAACGUCAUGAUCUAUUUAUAACUGAUACUAAUGUCAGAGGCUAUCUGACAGGAAUAAAUCCAACAGCUGGGUACCUAACGCAAGGACCUACACAAAAUGUUGAAGUUCUAACAUCACCACCACCGAUGGAUCGCGAUGAUCCGUCAGCAAGGCCUUCUGAAUAAUAUUUAAAAAAAUAUGUUCCGUUAAAAACUGGAAUAGUUAGACAUAUAGAAUUUUUAUCUGAUAGUUUUGUUUCUAGAUAUUUAAGCGAUUGUCCGUAUAAAAUGAGGGUAAACAAACAAAAAUUUAUGAUUAUGAUGAACUUAUUAAAAAAAAAAAUCCCACUCGUAUUUAUAUAUAAACACAAAAUGAAAAAAAAAGA